UAUGCAAUGCAAACCGAUCUAUAUGGACAAAGACAAAAUGACAGCCACAUUUGAGGACUCCGCCAAAAAUAGUGAAAUUAAAGUCAAAGUUGAAGAAUCCAAAAGAGCUGAAGUUAAAGAAAAAAUUGAAGAACCCAAAACACCCGAAUUUAAAGUAAAAAUCGAAGAAUUCAAAACACCUGAAUUUAAAUUAAAAGUCGAAGAACCCAAAACACCUGAAGUUAAAAUAAAAUUCGAAAAACUCGAAAGAGCUGUAGUUAAUCGAAUCAAAAUUUCAACUCCCGAUGGAAUUGAGGUUCAGCUAAGAAGAGAUCUGAGAACAGAAAGGAAAAGAGAAUAUAACAUGUCCCGCAAUCACAAGGACAAGUAUGAGAACUCCAACACGCGUCGUAUGUAUACACUCAUGUGCCCUGAGGACUAUCAAUCGGGGAAGAAAUCUCAUUGGUCGGAGUUGGAGAUAACAGGCAGUAUAAGGAAUUUGAGCUCCAAUUUAUGGCAAAUGACUCAUCUAACAGCUCUGUACAUGAACGACAACAGUCUGCAGAGGUUGCCAUCUGAGAUUGGUCGUCUUGUCAACUUGCGCGUUCUAGAUCUCAGUAGCAACAAGCUGCGCAGUCUGCCUGCUGAACUGGGGGAGCUCAUUUAUCUCAGGGAGUUGUUAUUGAACCAAAACUUCCUUCGCGUGUUACCGUACGAACUAGGGAAGUUGUUCCAGUUACAAGUGCUCGGACUUCAAGGAAAUCCACUCAGCAAGGACGUGCUGGCGUUGUACGGGAAUGGAGAGCCUGCGGGGACGAACAAGCUGCUGACGUACAUGUUGGACAACUUACAAGUUACGGCCAAUCAUCCGCCCCAGAGACCGUGGAUUCCAUUGACGAGGCCCAAUAGGACGAGACCAACAUGUAUAUUCACGGUGAUGUGCUACAACGUGCUGUGCGCCAAGUACGCGACGCGGCAGAUGUACGGCUACUGCCCGAGCUGGGCGCUGGACUGGGAGUACCGGAAGAAGGGUAUCCUCGACGAGAUACGGCACUACGCCGCGGACAUCAUCAGCCUGCAGGAGGUCCAGACGGACCAAUUCUACAACUUCUUCCUGCCGGAGCUCAAGCACGACGGCUACGACGGCAUAUUCUCACCCAAGUCCCGCGCGAAGACGAUGGCGGAGAACGACCGCAAGUACGUCGACGGUUGCGCCAUUUUUUACAGGACCGCCAAAUUUUCUUUGAUAAAGGAGCAUUUAGUUGAAUUCAAUCAAUUGGCAAUGGCGAACGCAGAGGGUUCGGACAACAUGUUAAAUCGUGUUAUGCCCAAAGAUAACAUCGGACUGGCAGCAUUACUUAGGACUAAGGAAGCCGCUUGGGAUAACGGUGUUCCAUCUGACCCGGCACAAGUGCAACAACCAAUUUUAGUUUGUACGGCGCACAUCCAUUGGGAUCCUGAAUUCUGCGAUGUAAAACUAAUACAGACGAUGAUGCUGAGCAAUGAAUUACGUUCCAUUUUGGACCAAGCUGGCCAGUCGUUCAGACCCGGCCACAAGCCUGACUCUUCCAACGUUCAACUGCUGCUUUGUGGCGACUUUAAUUCUUUACCUGAUUCUGGUGUGAUUGAGUUUCUUACAUCUGGACGUGUGGCGGCUGAUCAUCGUGAUUUUAAGGAUUUAGCAUAUAAAUCGUGUUUACAAAAGAUCUCUGGCUGCGAUAAACCCAACGAAUUCACGCAUUCUUUCAAGCUUGCAUCCGCCUAUAGCGAGGACAUUAUGCCCUACACCAACUACACAUUCGAAUUUAAAGGCAUAAUAGAUUACAUUUUCUAUUCGAAACAAAGUAUGGUGCCGCUGGGCCUUCUGGGCCCGUUGAGCCCAGAAUGGUUUAAAGAGCAUAAAGUGGUAGGAUGUCCUCAUCCCCAUGUUCCAUCGGAUCAUUUUCCUCUGUUAGUGGAAUUAGAGAUGACACCGACAGUAGGAACAAGCAACGGUUUGAUCUCACGCAGGUAGCAGCCGCUGCGAUCUAGGCCCAAGUAACCAUAAGAAGACAAGGAAUCAGUAAUGAAGAUAAAAAAAAAGGAAAAAAAAAAGGAUUUGCAUCACUUCUUCUCUACUUCUGGCUCUAGCAAUAUCACUCGCAUUACUCUUACUACAAUAGCGAAUAUGUUACACACACACACAAAUACUCCAUACAUUGCCGCACAUUCAACCAACAGCGAUCGCUGUCGACGAGAUACCGACGAACACAAUUCUAACGACCAGGUGAAGGGAGCCGUGUUGUAAUGCGUUUAGCUAGCCCAUGUAUAGUGUAUUGCAUUUUUAAGAGCUAUCUUACUCCCACGCCUAAAGAUUAUUGUAACCUCUCUAUUUACCAUCAUAAUAUGUGUAGAUACCUAUUUUCCUACAAAAAAAAAAGUGAAGAAAAUGAAAACGACGAUAUUCCGAUCAAGAAGCCUCUGUGAUAUCGACAUUUAACACAAUUGGAACAAAUUCACACAUUUAUUAGUAAAUGAAACUAGUAGUGGUGUACUAGAGAGAGAGGAAGAGAGAGAGAGAGAGAGAGAGAGACACAUACCUUUAAAUGGAACCUCCCUUCGCCCCUUCCUAAAUGUCAUUACAACAUUCUCCAAGCCAACCUUUUGAUAAGAAUGCUGCCAUCCACACAAUGAGAAAAAAAAA
Molecule: messenger RNA, 2662 nt
Organism: Wasmannia auropunctata (little fire ant)
Lineage: Eukaryota; Metazoa; Arthropoda; Insecta; Hymenoptera; Formicidae
Gene: twin
Product: CCR4-NOT transcription complex subunit 6-like
Exons: 10
Coding region: 2-1993 (663 amino acids)
Biological process (GO): nuclear-transcribed mRNA poly(A) tail shortening
Cellular component (GO): CCR4-NOT complex; nucleus; cytoplasm
Molecular function (GO): poly(A)-specific ribonuclease activity; protein binding
Source: RefSeq, a predicted model, not a curated record